AUGUCCGGCUACGAUCAGUACAACCAGGGUCAGGGCGGCUACUACGGCCACCAGCAGGGUGGUUACCAGCAGGGCGGCUACCAACAGGGCGGCUACCCCCAGCAGCAGGGCUAUGGACAGCAGCAGGGCUACGACCAAUACAACCAGCACAGCCAGCAGCACGGUAGCCAGGGUGGCUCUGCCAACGACUACUAUGGCUCCAGCGGACAGCAGUCUCAGUAUGGUGGUGAGAGCCAGUACGGCCAGCAGCAACAGUACGGCCAGCACGGCCAGCAGCAACAGUACGGUCAGGACCAGCGUGGAGAGUACAACCAGCAGGGUGCCCCUGGUGGCGCUCAGGACGGCGAACGUGGCCUCGGUGGUGCCCUCGCCGGUGGUCUUGCGGGAGGCUUUGCCGGUCACAAGGCGGAUCACGGGAUCCUCGGAACCAUCGGUGGUGCCAUCAUCGGAAGUAUCGCUGAGGACGCCAUCAAGAAGCACAGACACAAGGAGGAGGAGCAGCAGCAGUACGGCGGCUACCCUCCCCAAGGUGGUCCCGGUGGCCCCCCUCCUCCCGGCUCUCACCACGGUGGCGGUGGUAGCAUGAUGGACCAGUUCGGCAGCUUCUUCAAGAAAUAG
Aspergillus uvarum CBS 121591 is the source of this 618-nucleotide messenger RNA. It is a transcript of the gene hel10, whose product is annotated as putative high expression lethality protein Hel10. The coding region runs from base 1 to 618 and encodes 205 amino acids. The transcript has 2 exons. Gene Ontology annotation, cellular component: outer membrane. Lineage: Eukaryota; Fungi; Ascomycota; Eurotiomycetes; Eurotiales; Aspergillaceae. The record is from RefSeq and is a predicted model, not a curated record.